GCACUUACUUACCUUUUCUGACCAACUUCAUCACUCCACCUUCUCUCUCAUCCAUGUAACGGUCAGCAAAAUCACUCAAAUUGCCAAAUUGAACACACCCCUCUAAUAAAUUUUCAAUUUUUACAAAAGGGUCGAUCAAAUCUUCACAUUUAUCCACACCCACCUUCGUUUUCCCCCAAAAUCUUGAACAAAAUGGAUCGUGGGUCGACCUCAGAAUCCACAAACAAACAAAAGGGUAAAAAGUUAAGAUCCAAAAUCGAACCUUUUGUGCCCCAAGGUGACCACAAUGCCAGAGAUUUGAGAUCUUGGGCUAAAAGAACCGGUUUUGUUUCCAUAUUUUCUGGUGAAGUUGGAAGUUCUAGUGUUAGAGAUAGGAGUGGCCCACAUGGGGUUGAUUUGGAAAGUGGCGGCGGCGGUGGUGGUGGUGGGUUGGAGAAGAGUGAAGUUGAACCGGUUGUGGGGAGGGGUGUGAACCGGAGAGUUGAGAUUGGACCGGAGUUGAACCGGGAUAGGGUGGAGAAUGAGGCUGAACCCAUUUUAUCUGAUCAUGUUGAACCGGAGUUGAACCGGGAAAGGAGAAAUGGGGUAUUUGAAACUAGUGGUGGUGGUGAUAAGGAGGUGGUUGAUGUGAAGUAUCCUGGUGGUGGUGGUGAUGGGGAGGAAAGUUUGCCUGAGAUGAAGUGUGGAGUUAGAGAUAAUCCUGGUUUAGUACCUCUCUUGUAUUAUGGUAUGCAGCAUUACCUCUCACUUGCGGGUUCACUGAUUUUCGUCCCGUUGAUCAUUGUCCCCGCUAUGGGUGGCACCGACAAGGACACCGCCACUGUAAUCUCCACAAUAAUGCUAGUUUCUGGUUUAACCACAAUCUUGCACUCGUACUUUGGGACGCGGUUACCAUUAGUUCAAGGGAGUUCAUUUGUGUUUUUGGCUCCGGCUUUAGUUAUCAUUAACGCUCAUGAGUACCGAAAUCUUAGUGAAAACAAAUUUCGACACAUAAUGAGGGAACUACAAGGGGCUAUAAUUGUUAGUUCAAUCUUUCAAUGCGUUAUUGGAUUCAGCGGUUUAAUGUCGUUGCUCCUAAGGUUGAUAAAUCCGGUUGUGGUUGCACCGACUAUCGGAGCCGUGGGUUUGGCAUUUUUCAGUUACGGUUUUCCUCAAGCCGGUACUUGUGUUGAGAUCAGCGUUCCUCAGAUAUUAUUGGUGCUUGUAUUUUCUCUGCACCUUCGGGGAGUAUCUAUUCUUGGAAAUCGAGUAUUUCAUAUAUACGCGGUCCCUUUGAGCGUUGUGAUUGUAUGGGUGUACGCGUUUUUCUUGACAGCUGGCGGCGCAUACAACUACAAAGGAUGUAGCCCAGACAUACCUAUCUCCAAUAUGUUAACCGAUUCUUGUAUCAAACACGCGUAUACAAUGAAGCAUUGCAGGACCGAUGCAUCUAAUGCAUGGGACACUGCUGAUUGGAUUAGGAUACCUUACCCUUUGCAAUGGGGUAUCCCCGUCUUUCAUCUAAGAACCUCCAUUAUCAUGAUUGUCGUAUCCUUGGUGGCCUCAGUUGACUCGGUUGGAACGUAUUACUCGACAUCAAUGCAUAUUAAUGCGAAGCCUCCAACACGGGGUAUCGUAAGUAGAGGAAUUGGUUUGGAAGGCAUGUGUAGUGUACUGGCUGGGCUAUGGGGAACGGGAGGCGGGUCAACGACUUUGACCGAAAACGCACACACCGUUGCCAUCACAAAGAUAGCUAGUAGAAGGGCAGUGGAGGUGGGUGCGGUUAUCUUGAUCGUCUUCUCUUUCGUAGGUAAAGUGGGGGCGAUUCUUGCUUCUAUACCGCAAGCAUUGGCUGCUUCUUUGUUGUGUUUUGUGUGGGCCUUAGUUGUGGCAUUAGGGCUCUCGACAUUGCGGUAUACUCACACAUCAAGCUUCAGAAAUAUCAUGAUAGUUGGUGUAUCCCUGUUUCUAGGGUUAUCCUUACCCACGUAUUUUCAACAGUAUCAACCCGAAACCGCCUUAAUUCUUCCCGGUUACUUCAUUCCUUACUCGGCAGCACAAGAUGGGCCAAUUCACUCUGGAAAUAAACAGUUUGAUUUUAUAAUGAACGCGCUGCUAUCAAUGAACAUGGUGGUGACACUCUUGGUGGCGACAAUACUAGACAACACCGUACCGGGCAGUCAACAGGAACGGGGCGUGUACCAUUGGUCAACCUCUGAUGACCUGUCAGCAGAUCCAUCUUCCCUCAAUGACUAUAAAUUACCAAGCAAAGUUUCUCGCGUUUUCAGAUGGGCAAAGUGUUUGGAUGCAUGACCUUACAUAGUCAAUUGUCAAUUUUGCGCGUGCCACCUCAGCAUAAGCCCACAUCUCGAACAGGUGGAUGGAUACAUGUAUACAGAAUAUGUAAGUUUGUUUACGAUUGGUUAUGCUGGUAGGCUAAUUCUUUGAUAGAUAUGAUUGUAAUUGUGCUACUUCAUAUAUAGAACAUCAAGAAACUCCAUUUAUCUGUUUUAGGAUCAAUAUAGUGGACACAUUGUUCUUCAGAUGGUGAUUUAACCAAUGUAGCUGAUUUAAGUUUGUCUGAUAAAUCCAACUUACCUUUAUUCUGCUCAA
Helianthus annuus (common sunflower) is the source of this 2592-nucleotide messenger RNA. Its product is annotated as nucleobase-ascorbate transporter 11. Gene Ontology annotation, cellular component: plasma membrane. The coding region runs from base 193 to 2292 and encodes 699 amino acids. Gene Ontology annotation, molecular function: transmembrane transporter activity. The record is from RefSeq and is a predicted model, not a curated record. Gene Ontology annotation, biological process: transmembrane transport. NCBI's taxonomy places the organism in Eukaryota, Viridiplantae, Streptophyta, Magnoliopsida, Asterales, Asteraceae. The transcript is spliced from 10 exons.